Messenger RNA from Hippocampus zosterae (dwarf seahorse), 1428 nucleotides. Its product is annotated as cell division cycle-associated protein 7-like. Gene Ontology annotation, cellular component: nucleus. The transcript has 8 exons. Gene Ontology annotation, biological process: regulation of DNA-templated transcription. NCBI's taxonomy places the organism in Eukaryota, Metazoa, Chordata, Actinopteri, Syngnathiformes, Syngnathidae. The record is from RefSeq and is a predicted model, not a curated record. The coding region runs from base 257 to 1378 and encodes 373 amino acids.
UCAUUUAAAGAUGUCUGUUUUCAUUCCCGCGGUGAUCCGACACGGGUGGAGAUUAUAAGCAAUGAUGUUGCUAUAGUAUUCGCGUUACCCUUUUGGAAAAAACAAGCGCGUCCUUCAAUCUAUCGUUCGUCUAAUUUGGCAAGCAACCUCAUCUGUUCCAUUUCCUGCCUCGGCUAUCUAAAAGGUUAUCACAAACAUUGCUAAUCGAAACAUUAUUUGACCUUCGUUUUUGUUGUGCUGCAAGGAAUUUUUGAGGAUGUUCCACCUGACAAAGGACCUGGCUGAAGUUUUCGCCGAAGACUCUGACAGUGAAAAAACGUUUUAUGGCUUUUGUGAAGAUGAACUGAGCGACCACUGCGACCAGAAUAGUCUCCUGGAAGAUGGAUACGAAGGUCAAGAUGGAGACUGGCCUACUUCUGUUACCUCCAAGCAACAGACUAUCAAUAUGUCUAAAACCAUCAGGCUGAGUACGGCCCUCCACUCGUCACUGACUGCCAACAACUCACAUAAUUAUGAUGACGACGAUGAGAAUGAUGGAGAGGCGGAAGAGAGAACCCAAAAGAGUCUGGUGAAAGAGAUCAGAUCUGUUCAUAUGAAAGAACCUGAGGAUAUGUCUGAUAGUUUUUUGGUGAGGAGAGAGCUCAACAUAAAGGCAAACAAAGCCAUGUUGGCUCAGCUGAUGGCGGACCUGCAGAAGAUGUCGGGAGAUGCCAGUUUUCUGAAAAAACAAGAAGCAAAGAAACCCAAAGACAAAAUCUCUCGUCCACCUCGCUCGAUAAGGGAGCCCAGGAAGAACCCGGAGCGGGUGUCACGCCGCCAGACCCGCUCCAUGGGGGGAUACGAGGACCCCUCUGACCCCCAGGAAGCCGAGCUAGGGCUCAGUUUGGAGGAGGAGCUCCUGGAGGUACGGCGAGCCCCGCGGCGGCGUAGCACCCCACAGCCAAAUCUCAACCCUCACGUGAUCCGACCCGUGGAUGACAUCACGGAGGACGAGCUUCAACUGGUGGCCAACCACAUGACCGAGAAAGUCUACAACAGAGUCACUGGCUCCACGUGCCACCAAUGUCGGCAAAAGACGUCGGACACAAAGACGUGCUGUCGUAGCAACAGCUGCCGCGGAAUACAGGGUCAGUUCUGCGGGCCAUGUCUGAGGAACCGAUACGGGGAGGACGUCAAGAAGGCGUUGCUAGAUCCGGGGUGGCAGUGCCCUCCCUGCCGAGGCAUUUGCAACUGCAGCUUCUGCCGCCAGCGAGAAGGCCGCUCCCCCACUGGCAUCCUUUUCCCCCUUGCGAAAUACCACGGCUUCUCAGAUGUCCACUCCUACCUCAGCAGUCUCCGCAACAAAAUGAAGAGUGAUGGUGACGACACAGAGAUGUGAAUUUGGAAAUAUACAUAGAUUUUUUUAACCAAUAAAGUUUGUUUCUAUUA